Messenger RNA from Ceratotherium simum simum (southern white rhinoceros), 3216 nucleotides. RefSeq names its product calcium/calmodulin dependent protein kinase II alpha (gene CAMK2A). NCBI's taxonomy places the organism in Eukaryota, Metazoa, Chordata, Mammalia, Perissodactyla, Rhinocerotidae. Gene Ontology annotation, biological process: protein phosphorylation. The record is from RefSeq and is a predicted model, not a curated record. Gene Ontology annotation, molecular function: calmodulin binding; ATP binding; calcium/calmodulin-dependent protein kinase activity.
GUGAGCAGCCACAGUGCCCUGCUCAGAAGCCCCGGGCUCGUCAGUCAAGCUGGUUCUCAGUUUGCACUCGGCAGCAGGGGCAGGCGAGUGGCCCCUAGUUCCGGGAGCAGAGCAGCAGCGACCCAGUCCUGGUCCUCCAGCCCCGAGCCUCGCCUGCCCUCCCAGCGCCGGGAUGGCCACCAUCACCUGCACCCGCUUCACGGAAGAGUACCAGCUCUUCGAGGAACUGGGAAAGGGAGCCUUCUCAGUGGUGCGCAGGUGUGUGAAGGUGCUGGCUGGCCAGGAGUAUGCUGCCAAGAUCAUCAACACCAAGAAGCUCUCAGCCAGAGACCAUCAGAAGCUGGAGCGUGAAGCCCGCAUCUGCCGCCUGCUGAAACACCCCAACAUCGUCCGGCUCCAUGACAGCAUCUCCGAGGAGGGACACCAUUAUCUGAUCUUCGACCUGGUCACCGGCGGGGAGCUGUUUGAGGACAUUGUGGCCCGGGAGUAUUACAGUGAGGCUGAUGCCAGUCACUGUAUCCAGCAGAUCCUGGAGGCCGUGCUGCACUGCCACCAGAUGGGGGUGGUGCACCGGGACCUGAAGCCGGAGAAUCUGUUGCUGGCCUCCAAGCUCAAGGGCGCCGCGGUGAAGCUGGCGGACUUUGGCCUGGCCAUCGAGGUGGAGGGGGAGCAGCAGGCGUGGUUCGGGUUCGCAGGAACACCUGGAUACCUCUCCCCAGAAGUGCUGCGGAAGGAUCCGUACGGGAAGCCUGUGGACCUGUGGGCCUGCGGGGUCAUCCUGUACAUCCUGCUGGUUGGGUAUCCCCCAUUCUGGGAUGAAGACCAGCACCGCCUGUACCAGCAGAUCAAAGCCGGCGCCUAUGAUUUCCCGUCACCAGAAUGGGACACCGUCACCCCAGAAGCCAAGGAUCUGAUCAACAAGAUGCUGACUAUCAACCCAUCCAAACGCAUCACGGCCGCCGAGGCACUCAAGCACCCCUGGAUCUCGCACCGGUCCACCGUGGCCUCCUGCAUGCACAGACAGGAGACCGUGGACUGCCUGAAGAAGUUCAACGCCAGGAGAAAACUAAAGGGAGCCAUCCUCACCACUAUGCUGGCCACCAGGAACUUCUCUGGAGGGAAGAGUGGAGGAAACAAGAAGAACGAUGGUGUGAAGGAAUCUUCGGAGAGCACCAACACCACCAUUGAGGAUGAAGACACCAAAGUGCGGAAACAGGAAAUUAUAAAAGUGACAGAGCAGCUGAUCGAAGCCAUAAGCAAUGGAGAUUUUGAGUCCUACACGAAGAUGUGUGACCCUGGGAUGACAGCCUUUGAACCCGAGGCCCUGGGGAACCUGGUCGAGGGCCUGGACUUCCAUCGAUUCUAUUUUGAAAACCUGUGGUCCCGGAACAGCAAGCCUGUGCACACCACCAUCCUGAACCCCCACAUCCACCUGAUGGGUGACGAGUCGGCCUGCAUCGCCUACAUCCGCAUCACGCAGUACCUGGACGCAGGCGGCAUCCCCCGCACGGCCCAGUCGGAGGAGACCCGCGUCUGGCACCGCCGGGACGGCAAAUGGCAGAUCGUCCACUUCCACAGAUCUGGGGCGCCCUCCGUCCUGCCCCAUUGAAGGACCAGGCUGGAGAGAUCCACUCUUCGUCUGUGGAAUGUGGCGGCUGGUUCUCCCACUUGGAUUUUGCUGGAAUUCCCCCAAUCACGUCACCCCCCCCAACACCACCAUCACCGUCACCUUCUUUCAUACCCGCGUCAAGAAAACCUGUCUGUUCACAAAAGCCAUCACGACUUCAGAGCAAAUGGCCACAUCUCCUGGCCCCUCACCUGCCACUCUUGCUCUCUGUCCCCUGUCAGGGCAGGGCUUCCUCAGGCCUGGGUGCCCUGGAUGCUGGCCCCAAGGACCCCCCACCUGGCUGUCGUCGGCCUGGUCUUGCCUAGGCCAGAAUGCCCAACAGUGUGUUCACCCAGGGGCUGGGGAGAAGGAGGGGCAGAGUCAGGAGGAAUGUGGCAUCGCCCGACCCUCUCCGUGAUCUCUCCUCUUCAGGGGUCCCCUGGGGAAGGGCAGAUGGAUCCCUGAUCCCCUGGGCCAACCUCCCCUGCGGGAGAGGGUGAGAGAUGAGCAGACACCAGGAGCCUCCUGCCUCAGACUGCCUCCCUGACUCUCCUCCCGUCCUGUCAUGCCCUCCUGGUCUCCGACUCCCCCUUCUCCCUCGGUGUGGGGAGCGUGAUGCUCUCAGGGUGCCCCCACUUCUUUCCUCCUUCCUCCUGCUGAUGUUUACCUCCAACAUUAACCGCCCAUUCCACCCUGCCAUCAGGCCUGGAGAAUUCCAGCUUCGUCACAUCCGAGGGAGAGAAUCUGAUUGCUUUUUGGGGGCAAAAGAAAGCAUUUAGGUAUCCCUUCUACUUGGACCGCAUGCCUUUUUAUAGCCAAACUUCCGUGUGUUUCGUAAAUGGAUUUUGCGUUAAUGGAUAUUUAUGUAAUAACUAGACCUCUCCAAUUAUUAUGAGGAGGGACGGGAGGGCUGGGAAGAGAGGUGGGAAGAGGGAUGAAGGGUAGUUUUUUUCUGUUCUAGGUCUUUUUUUUUUUCUUCUUUUUUUCAUGUCAUCUCUGAGAUGGACUUUGUCACCUGUGUUUAUCUGGGGCUGAGGUGGACUCAGCCCCAGGGGGAAGGGCCUCCCUGACAUUUUGGUCCCAAGGUUCCUUUCAGGACUAGAAGCAUCAGAUGUUAGUGCUAAGAAACAGCAAAUCAGAGAGAGUGGGGGAGGUUGUCAAGAUGGAAAUAUCUGGACUUUGCUUGGCUCCCAAACUGGGGUCCUUACGACCACGCUUCCCAGGAUUUCAUCCCACCACAUCUGUGUGCCACCCCCAGUGCCCCCUAACCAUCUCUGGGGGGUUCACAAGCAUGUGUCUUCAUUGCCUCUCCCCUCGGCGUCCGCUGGUCCAAGCAGAGCCCUGGAAUUCCUACUCUUCAUGCCUCGUCCUGCAUCCUAGGUUCGCAUCUCUCUCUUUCUUUUCCUUUCUCUGUCCCUCUUCCCCGGGACUGACUCAGAUGUGGAUUGCCUUGGCACAUCCGCCAGGAUCUACUGUCUGCACUGUUUUCUUUGCAUGACUUUAUAUGCAGUAAGUAUGUUGAAAAAAAAAAAAAGAAAAGAAAAAACACUCAGCAAAACCAAUCUACAUGUUUUGGACAAAAAAAAAAAAAAUAAGAGGUUGUAUUCUCA